Messenger RNA from Linderina pennispora, 1548 nucleotides. RefSeq lists its product as uncharacterized. Gene Ontology annotation, cellular component: nucleus; nuclear chromosome. The coding region runs from base 99 to 1502 and encodes 467 amino acids. The record is from RefSeq and is a predicted model, not a curated record. The transcript has 5 exons. Gene Ontology annotation, molecular function: zinc ion binding; transcription coregulator activity; sequence-specific DNA binding. Lineage: Eukaryota; Fungi; Kickxellomycota; Kickxellomycetes; Kickxellales; Kickxellaceae. Gene Ontology annotation, biological process: regulation of transcription by RNA polymerase II; chromatin remodeling.
GUAGAAUUCGAGUUCUUCCCAGCGCUUCCAACAUACAGUCUCUCACUCACUCACUCACUCACUCCGCAUCCGGCCACACAUAUCACACAGCGUGGACAAUGAAUUCAGCACAGAGCGCGCAGAUUGCCAAUGCACAGCAGCUCCGGCGCAUGGGCUUGUUCGGCAGCGCCUACGUAGAGCGUCUUAAAGAGGGUGGCUCUGCCAUGCUCGUCCUCUCAGCAUCCGGGAACACCACAGGCGCCGGAAAUGGCGCCGGCAGUGUCCAUGGCGGCAUGACUACCAGCAGCGGCCGCCUGACACGCACCCGGUCGACGCGCGGCAGCCGGCGUAACCUGCGCGAGUGGAGCUCGGACUCGGAGAACGAGUACGGAGUUGAGGACGACACCGAAUCGAUGUUUGAGACCGAUGGCGGGUCGGUAAAGAACGACAGCGAGUCGCGUGACGGCAAGUCGCAGGAGGCCGAGCCGAUGAGCGGCAUCGGUAAGCGUGCGCGGCGUCGCACGGCCCAUUGGCAUCUACGGGACGACCAGGCAAAAUGGCUGGCGCAACAGGACGAGCUGCUGGUUCCUAUCCGGAUCGAGCUGGAGGUUGGCGAUUUCCGUCUGCAUGACGUGUUUGUGUGGAACGCAAAGGAGCGCAUUAUCACGCCUGAACAGUUUGCGGCCAUAUACUGCGCAGACCUGGCGCUGCCUGCCGAUGGCAAGGCCAGCGCACAGGUCCAUAUCGCCCAGCUGAUCCGCCAGCAGGUCGCCGAGUACGUCGCUGUGGACUCCGCUGAUGUGUCGGCCAUCGAGCUGCGUAUCCAGAUCGGUUCCCAUGUGCUGCGGGACCGCGUCGAGUGGGACAUUCUCGAACCGCUAGACACCAAGCCCGAGGAGUUUGCCAAGUGCCUGCUGCAGAAGGAGCUUAUUGAAGCAGGCGACGCACACUGGCUUAGGCAGAACCCAGUUGAGUCGGCAUUCCGACCUCCCGACAUGGCCAAUGCGUGGGGCCCCAGCGUCGAGGUUCUCACGGCCGAGGAGCUCGACCGCAUGUGGAUGCACAAGGAGCGCAGCUACCGCCGCAUGCGUCGGUCAGAGCGCGGGCACAUCAGAUCGUUCAAUUUUUUGCCGCCUGAAGCCCUACCGCACGAGCCAGGGGUCGCACCGACAGUUCUGGCACCUAGCAUCAACCCAGCAUACUAUGCACAGGCGGCCUUGUCGACGUCAGCAGUCGAUGCGGCGCUGGCACCACACCACUCGACCAUCCGUAUCCAAACAGCCACAUCGACAUCACAGCAGGGCACGCCGUCGCGGGUAUCAACGCCACGGCAGCACACAAGGGUCGAUUUAAGCAACUGGGAGUGCCAGCACUGUGGAUGCGACAGCAGCGGGACCCCGAUUCCGCGCCAAGGGCCGAAUGGCCCAAAAACGCUGUGCAAUGCCUGCGGAAUCGCCUGGAUGGUGCGCAACCGCCAGGAGCUGCCCUCGCACCGCAAGGACAUGUACCGCAACAAGCACUGAUAUCGUACCCUACUAGCUUUUCCCAAUAAAUUUAUCAUGUUACCAG